Messenger RNA from Pestalotiopsis fici W106-1, 975 nucleotides. RefSeq lists its product as uncharacterized. The transcript is spliced from 4 exons. The record is from RefSeq and is a predicted model, not a curated record. Lineage: Eukaryota; Fungi; Ascomycota; Sordariomycetes; Amphisphaeriales; Sporocadaceae. The coding region runs from base 1 to 975 and encodes 324 amino acids.
AUGCCUGUCUCAAGCUUGAAUUCGGCUUUGGCUUGUAAAAGAGAUGAAAAUAAAUCCGACAACUUCUCACAAAGAGCUGAAGUCAUCUCAGCUCUCGCAUCUCGUGUCAAGGGUCGCACCUUUGUAACCACUGGAGCCAAUGCCCAAUGCCUCGGCGGCCAGAUUGCCACAACGCUUGCCAGUGGCAGUCCUGCUCAGAUCAUACUCGCCUCUCGAACUGCCAAUAAUGUUCAGCCGGUCCUCGACAGCAUCAAAGCUAUCGAUAGCUCUAUCAAGACCACUUACGUGCCGCUGGACCUGACUGACCGCGACUCUGUCAAGAACGCUGCCGAGACCAUUCUGGCUACAGCCCCCAAGAUUGACGUGUUGAUCAACAAUGCUGGAAUCAUGGCUGUACUGGAUUACACAAAGGAUAAGCACGGCGUGGAGCUGCAGUUCUCCGCCAAUCAUGUUGGGCCAUUCUUGUUCACCAACCUUCUGGUGACUGCCCUAGAGGCUGCCGGACCCGGCUCACGUGUGGUGAAUGUGAGCAGCCAGGCCUAUCGCUGUAGUCCUGUGCAGUUUGAGGACUGGAACUUCUCGGACGGCAAGACCUACGAUAUCUGGACAUCCUAUGGACAGUCCAAGACGGCCAACAUUCUCUUCGCCGUUGGCUUGACCAAGCGUCUUAGUAGCCGCGGUAUCACUGCUUCCGCGCUCCAUCCUGGAUUGAUCAUGGGCACCAGCUUGGGUACCCACCUUGACCAGAGUGCGUUUGCCAAUGUCGAUGAAAUCACCCCUCAGACCAAGACAAUCGAGCAGGGCGCAGCUACCCCGCUGAUGGCUGCUCUUGAUCCCGAGAUUGUCUCCAAGUCGCCUGCCUACAUCACCAAUGCCAAGGGGGAAAAGCCAUACGAGUUUGCAGAUGAUGCCGAGCUUGCUGAUAAGCUGUGGGUCCUCAGCGAAGAGAUUCUGGGACAGAAGUUUUCUUACUAG